Messenger RNA from Symbiodinium pilosum, 1707 nucleotides. Lineage: Eukaryota; Dinophyceae; Suessiales; Symbiodiniaceae. The record is from the annotation of a GenBank genome assembly.
AUGACUCAAGCAGCCGCUAGCCCACGUGUCCCGCUCAGCCGCUGGUUCAGUUCCCCGAAAGCUUUGCAGACGCUUGACCUGGACGACCAAAAGUUGGGCCAGUUUGCAGGCCGGACAAAUUUGGGUGCGCUGGGGCAGCUUGAAAAGCUGGAGACGCUGAAGCUGCGCCGCAAUGUGCUUUCAGAGGCACCUGUCGAGCUUGGACAACUGACCCGGCUUCGGGAGCUGUGGUUGACUCAAAAUGAUCUUUGUGAACUUCCAGACAGCUUUAGCAAUCUCGCGAGGCUUCAAGUCCUGGCUUUGGAGCGAAAUCGUUUUGUCAAGCUUCCAAAAUGUAUUUGCAAGCUUCGGCGGCUCUUGCAGCUUGGUUUGGAUGAGCAAGAAGCACCUGUAAAAGAGCUUGGCGCGGUGCCAGCUGCGGUGCUUUCAAUUUUACGUGGCCGUGGAUGUCAAGCUUCGUUUCCGUCCCUGGUAUGCAACGAGCAUGAGAGGCCAAAUUUGAAUACCAUUUUUUGGGCCAACAAUGGCCUCAGUCAAGUGCCGAGACUACACGCCUUUUCGCAGUCCUUGCGGCUGUUGGAUUUGGCCCACAACCGCAUAAGUUCCGUGGGGGACGAGAUUUUUUGCCUAAGCAAUCUAAGAGAUCUGAGUCUGGCUGGCAAUCUUUUAGAGAGCUUGCCGAAAUCCAUUGGAAGAAUGAGAUCUUUGCAGCAACUGUGGCUGCAUGGGAAUUUUCUGCUACAACUACCGGAUGAGCUCGGAGAACUCGAGGCGCUGGCAAUCCUCGAGCUGCAUCACAAUCGUCUCCACUCCUUACCGUCAUCACUAGGCAUGCUGCAGAAGUUGAACUGGUUCUUUGCCCACGGGAACGCUCUUACAGAUGCUCGGGUGGUGAAGAUGUUGUCCAUCUUGCCGAGGAUAAAGAUUGUUGGGCUUGGCGCCAACCAGCUGCAACUGAAAGACUUGGACUUCCAAAAGUUGGGAAGGGCCAGCUUCGGCUUGGGUUGGAACCCGGGUCUUGAAGCUAAGCCCGUUUUGACAGAAGCGUUGACCACAACUGACUUGCAUUGGGACAAGAUGGAAGAGGGAGUUCUUGCGGAUGUCUUGGUCAUCACUUUUUCGGCGCAGGGUGCUCCGGUGGCACAGGGCCAGGCCGAGGUGCGUGCACUGCGCGACUCAUUUCUCAAGGUUGAUGCGCUCUACGUCUGUGACCCGGCCAAUGCUUGGUUUCUGCAAGACCCGUUGCAACAAUGGAGGGGCCUGGCGUACUUUGAAGAGAAAAUAUCGACGAUUGCAAAACAGUACCAGCGGGUCUUCGCGUGGGGCGGCUCAAUGGGAGGUUCUGCUGCACUUCUUUUCGCGCACCUGGCCAACCGAGUACAUGCAUUCAGUCCUCAAGUGGACCUUGUCUACACAUGGCCUUCCUUCGCGACCGACUCAAUCCGCGAGGCUUUCCGCCAGCGCGUCCAGGACUCUGUGAAUUCGUGUGUCGGGCGUGUGCACGUCCAUGUGGGUGCUGAGAACCAUACAGACAAUCGCCACGCGGCUGCAUUGCCUAUUUGUGCUCGGAUACACCUCCAUGAGACAGCAAACCACAACACUAUGAAACAUCUCAAGCAGCGACGGAAGCUGGCGCAACUACUGAAGUUUGAGGUGGUGGAUUUGCUUCUGGAAGCGUUUGAAGAGAAAGUUGAAGAUGCUCCUUGA